AAUAGAAGAGCAAAAUUUCUUUCCACAAAAGUGAACUAUCCCUUAUGCAAGAGUGACUCCCAACUCUAGACGAAACCGAAUUCUCCCAACUCUGCCCAACGGAUUAGUUUUAAUUAAAGUGUGCCAUUAUUGAGUCAAAUCAUAUACCACAAUGACACACUAUCUAACUUAUUUUAAGAGCUACUAGUAAUUAAAAUUCAUCGUAUCUGGGAAUUCCGGUGGCAUAUCAAUCUUCAAUUUGCUCUUCAUAGGAUUGCGGCGUCCAAUCCCCAAUCCUAUUAACGUUCAAUUUUCAGAUUCAUUUGUGUCAAAUGGCAACAGAAGCCAAGAAGAUCAUCAUUGACACUGAUCCUGGCAUUGAUGAUGCAAUGGCGAUAUUUGUGGCAUUGCAAUCUCCUGAAAUCGAGGUCAUCGGGCUUACUACUAUAUAUGGAAAUGUCUACACAUCUCUAGCUACUAGAAAUGCUUUACAUCUGCUGGACGUAGCUGGAAGGACAGAUAUUCCAGUGGCUGAAGGCUCUCAUGUUACAAUCACUAAAGGUACAAAACUUCGAAUUGCUGAUUUUGUUCAUGGCACGGAUGGACUUGGGAACCAAAACUUUCCUGCACCAAAUGGAAAGCCUAUCGACCAGAAUGCUGCUGAAUUUCUCAUCCAACAAGCAAGUCUAUACCCUGGAAAGGUUAUUGUAGUAGCCUUGGGUCCCCUUACAAAUAUAGCACUAGCCAUUCAAUCAGAUCCUGCAUUUGUUAAAAACAUUAGACAAAUUGUUGUUCUCGGUGGUUCCUUUGCUGUAAAUGGAAAUGCGAAUCCAGCUGCAGAAGCGAAUAUCUUUGGAGAUCCAGAUGCUGCUGAUAUUGUUUUUACUAGCGGCGCUGACGUUCUGGCAGUUGGAAUUAAUGUCACACAUCAAGUUAUCCUUACUGAUUCUGAUCGCAAUGAGUUGGCGAAGUCUAACGGAAAGUUUGCCAAGUACCUUGACAAGAUUUUGGGUGUCUAUUUUGGUUAUCACCAUGAUGCAUACAGCACAAAAGGUGUUUAUCUUCACGAUCCGACUGCCCUGCUUGCUGCUGUUGAUCCCUCACUAAUCACCUAUACAGAAGGUGCGGUUCGUGUCCAGACAAUUGGCAUCACAAGAGGUCUCACUCUAUUUUAUAAUAAACAAAAGAGGUUUGGUGAAGUCACUGAAUGGUGUGAUAAACCCUCAGUAAAAGUGGCAGUAACUGUUGAUGCUCCUAAGGUUCUCAAAUUGGUCAUGGAACGACUCAUCAAUUCUUAGGAGAAUCUGUUAGUUUUCAACAUAUCUCCUUCAGCUGCACAGUUCCUUGUAUGUUUGCAACUCAGUGUGCUUGAAACAUGACAUUUUUUCAGAAGGUGAUAGCAAGAUUGCCUUCAUGCUAAGAAUUUCUUACUGUUUAUUGCUUCUAUGCCAAUCUCCACGAUUGUUGUAACAAACUUAAUUAUCUGCUUCUAAGCCCUUUGUGUAAAGUGAUCUGUAGAACCCAACAUUGUCAUCAUUGUGUCUCUUUUAAAUAAAAAGGUCUCAUAUAUCUUGUAUGCUUAAGUUCA
Messenger RNA from Nicotiana tabacum (common tobacco), 1567 nucleotides. RefSeq names its product putative uridine nucleosidase 2. Lineage: Eukaryota; Viridiplantae; Streptophyta; Magnoliopsida; Solanales; Solanaceae. The record is from RefSeq and is a predicted model, not a curated record. Gene Ontology annotation, cellular component: cytosol. Gene Ontology annotation, biological process: purine nucleoside catabolic process. Gene Ontology annotation, molecular function: purine nucleosidase activity.